CUGAGGACCAGUGUAACAAGACCUGUGCCUGUUGAACAGAGCACUGGAGAAGACACUUCUGCUGUAGCUGGAACACCAAGGUUCCUGACAUCUACACUUUCUUCAGAUAAUCAAAGCCCAAGAGUACCCCUUCCCACACCAAGAGCCAGACCUUCUCAAGUUUCUCAAGAUCCGGUUUCACAGCCUGUACAGGUCUUCCUGCCAACCCAGUCAGCACCUACUCCAAGGGAAAGAAACAUCAGAGACCUGUUUCGGCAUGAGCCACAAAUGCCAGUAUUUCGAGAUGGUGAGGACAUUGAGAACUAUCUACUUCGAUUUGAACGCCUGGCAAAAACUUGGUUGUGGCCAGUUGAAGAGUGGGCCUACAGAUUGGUACCUUUGCUAACAGCUAAAGCACUGGAAGCUUAUACAGGAAUGGAUGAGGAAUUAUCCAACUCCUAUCCGGAUCUGAGAGAGGCACUCUUAGAAAAGUUUGACAUCUCUGAAGAAACCUACCGACGAAGAUUCAGAGGGACAACUGUUCCAGCAGGUGAAACACCUAAAGAAACCUAUCACCGUCUCAAAGGUCUCUAUCGUCGAUGGAUGAAACCAGAGACACGCAGCAAGGAGCAGAUUGGAGAGAUCGUCAUCCUGGAGCAGCUGUUUCGAGUUCUGCCUGGAGAUAUACGCACAUGGGUUCAGGAACAUGAGCCAACAAAUGGACUAGAAGCAGCUCAACUGGCCCAACAGUACCUGAAUGCUCGUCGUGGAAUAGCCCGUUCUUCACAAGCCUCUCUGCGGGAGUCAAGACCUGCCAGGGUCCAUGCCAGCCCUUCUCACUUUGAGCAAGGCCAGGACCAGUCGGUGAUGCCAGCGGUAGGUCAGAAGGAGACACCACAACGAAAAGGUACUCUCAUUUGCUUUUAUUGUGGCCAGCAAGGACACAAAGCCUCUGUGUGCCCUCUGAAAAAACCAAAACUUUCUAGUCUGUGUUAUGUCCCAAGAGAGGGCAAUGUGUCCUCAUUGAUGGUAGGAGAGUCUGUGUCCAGUCAUAUUUCUGGUCGGAUAGACAAGGACUCCAGUGACUGUAUUGAACUAACAUCCAAACCUGGUCGGACAAACGUGGUCAAGCAUGUCAUCCACCUCAAGGAUGACACACCCAUCCGACAGAGACCCUACAGGUUUGCCACCCUUGCUGCCCCACUAACCGAAUUGACUCUGAAAUCAGGAAAGAACCCUGUACAUUGGACUGAGAACUGUAAGAAGGCAUUUCAGGCUCUCAAAGAUGUUCUGUGCUCAGAGCCCGUACUGGUCAGUCCUGAUUUCAACAAACCCUUUACUGUGCAGGUGGAUGCUUCCGCUGUUGGCAUUGGUGCUGUCCUGGUCCAAGGUGUAAAGGGUGAAGAGCGUCCGGUACUGUAUCUGAGUCGUAAACUACUGCCGAGGGAGAUGAGGUAUUCCACUGUAGAAAAAGAAGCUCUGGCUAUCAAGUGGGCCUUAGAGAGUCUCCAAUACUAUCUACUGGGCAGGGAGUUCAUCUUAGAGACAGACCAGCGCUCACUUGGCUGA
This is a messenger RNA of Astyanax mexicanus (Mexican tetra), 1548 nucleotides long. Its product is annotated as zinc finger and SCAN domain-containing protein 12. Gene Ontology annotation, molecular function: zinc ion binding; nucleic acid binding. NCBI's taxonomy places the organism in Eukaryota, Metazoa, Chordata, Actinopteri, Characiformes, Acestrorhamphidae. The transcript has 3 exons. The coding region runs from base 268 to 1548 and encodes 426 amino acids. The record is from RefSeq and is a predicted model, not a curated record.